Messenger RNA from Trifolium pratense (red clover), 1029 nucleotides. RefSeq lists its product as uncharacterized. The coding region runs from base 1 to 1029 and encodes 342 amino acids. Gene Ontology annotation, molecular function: zinc ion binding; nucleic acid binding. NCBI's taxonomy places the organism in Eukaryota, Viridiplantae, Streptophyta, Magnoliopsida, Fabales, Fabaceae. The record is from RefSeq and is a predicted model, not a curated record. The transcript is spliced from 3 exons.
AUGGUGGCGAUCAGGCUGAAAAGUACCGCGGCUGUUUGGUUGGAUAGACUUGUUGUUCAGAGGAAGAGGCAAAAGAAACGCCCUAUUCGAACUUGGAGAAAGAUGAAACGGUUGAUGCUUGAGAGAUUUUUACCUGAAGAUUAUGAACAAAUUCUGUAUAAGAUGUAUAUUGAAUGUGUUCAGGGCAAGCGAUUAGUGAGUGAGUACACGGCUGAAUUCUUACGUUUUUCUGAACGUAAUGAAUUAGGUGAGUCCGAGAAUCAGAAAGUGGCUCGUUAUAUUAGUGGUUUGAAAAGUUCAUUGCAAGAGAAGAUGGGAUUACAAACUGAGAAUAAUGUUGAUGACAAAGAGAAAAGUGCAACAACCAAAGAUUCAAACUCAGUUAACAAAGCAGGCAAUUCUGGCAAUGCACCGCAAGGCAAGACCCUCAUCCAAAAACAACACAACCCUUAUGUGAAGCCUACCGAUGAUACUUGUUACCGUUGCGGUGGGAAGGGUCACAGGUCCAAUGUGUGUCCAUCAAGGAGGGUUGAUAGAGUAGUGUGUGAAAGGGAUGAUGAUGAUGAGUAUCUUGCUGACAAAGAUGAAUACGCAGAAGCUGAAUUUGCUGAAGAAGAAUCUGAUGAGAGGAACAAAGUGUGUAAUCUGAUUGUGGAUACUGGCAGCACGGAAAAUCUAGUGUCGCAGAAACUAGUAGACUAUUUGAAGUUAUCCACUGAACCUCAUCAGAAGCCAUACACCCUCGGUUGGGUAAGCAAGGGUUCCCAAGUUCGAGUUACACUAGCUCACAAAGUUCCUAUCUCCAUCGGAAAGCAUUACAGAGAAAAGGUACUUUGUGAUGUUCUUGAUAUGGAUGUUUGUCAUGUUUUACUUGGUAGACCUUGGCAGUUUGAUAAUGAUAUCACUUAUCGAGGACGAGAUAAUGUGAUGAUGUUUACAUGGGGAACACAUAAGAUUUCUAUGGCUCCUGUUUUACACUUUGAAAAGAACCAAAGGGAAAAUAAGUCUAGCUUCUUGUUGAUGACUUAA